This is a messenger RNA of Fusarium venenatum, 651 nucleotides long. RefSeq lists its product as uncharacterized. The record is from RefSeq and is a predicted model, not a curated record. NCBI's taxonomy places the organism in Eukaryota, Fungi, Ascomycota, Sordariomycetes, Hypocreales, Nectriaceae.
AUGGUCACCAAACCAUACGAGAAGAAGCGACUUUACAUUCAGCAUCCAGAGGAGGACUACGCCCUUGUUAGUCAUCGCGUAACCCGAAUCGUGCCUCCACCACCAAGAGAGCCUUCUCCCCCUCCUCCGCCGCCUGUUAUCUACAGGCCUCCACUGCCACCACCUCCUCCACCACAGUUUUACCCGCCUCCGCCUCCACCGGUUAUCGAGGUGCCAUGUUCGCCGCCUCCUCCACCACCACCGGUCGAAAAGCCCAAGCCCAAGCCCGUGCCUAAGCCAUCGCCUCCUCCUGUAAUUGAGGAGCCAAGACCUUGUUCUCCGCCCCCCGAGGAGCCUAUCGAAGUCAUCGCUGUCGAUGUCGAGCCGCAUCACAAGAAGAAGAAGAAGAAGCCCAAGUCUCGUUCUCGAAGCAGUCACAGCCACCACAGCCGCCACUCUUCGUAUGACCACGAUCGAGAGCGUGUCAUCGAGCGCGAGAGAUAUGUUCCUGUUCCAGUGCCUGUUCAAGUCGAGCCGCGCUACGAGACCUUCCGCUAUGUUGAGGGAACUCGACGUCAGCAAUAUUCCCCUCCAUCACCACCUAGACGGAUGAUUGAGGAUGAUCGCAUGCGACUUCGCAUUACGGAUCGUGAGCGUGAGUACUAUCGAUGA